This is a messenger RNA of Drosophila biarmipes, 309 nucleotides long. RefSeq lists its product as uncharacterized. The coding region runs from base 38 to 235 and encodes 65 amino acids. NCBI's taxonomy places the organism in Eukaryota, Metazoa, Arthropoda, Insecta, Diptera, Drosophilidae. The record is from RefSeq and is a predicted model, not a curated record. The transcript is spliced from 2 exons.
UAUUACUCAGAAGUUGAAACAUGACGAAUUUAAUUAGAUGCCAGAGAACUGUGCCAAGAUGAGGUUGGUUUUUUGCUGUUUGUGCCUUCUUCUGUGCCAGCAGACAGUAUUUUCGGUGCAUAAAGUACGCCACGCGGUGGCUCACGAUGGAUUCCACAAUAUCGAAAAGGAAAGGCGCUGGAGAAAUUGGCCAGCACGUGUGAGAAAUCAUCACAAACGACACAACUCAAUCUAAUGGAUACCAAUGUCAGAAUUAAUAAACAUCUCAGAUCUCAUCGAACAAUGGGAAACGGAAACCUUGUCCACCUA